CUUCUUCAGAUCUUCUUCUUCGCUGUGCGAGCGUUGACAACCGGCGACUUGCAUGGAUCGAUCCGAAAGACCUCCAUGGUCCGAUCUCCCACCGGAGGUUCUCUCAAUGAUCGGCAAGCGACUCGACACUGGCAUGGACGUCCUCCGGUUCCGCAGCGUCUGCUCUUCGUUCCGCUCCUCAAUCCCUCCGCCUCACCGCAACGCCCCGCGAUUCCCUAUCCGAGUCCCUCACUCGCUGAUUUCCUCCGUCUUCCUUUGUGAAAGCACGAUCUGCGUGCUCGAGACGCCUGACGAAGCUUCCGAUUCGGGCGCCCCGAGUCCUCCUCGAUCGCGGUGGUUGGUGAAGGUCCAGGAGUCGAACCUCGGCGACGUGCAGCUCCUCAGCCUCUUCUCGCAGAUGCGAAUCACUUGCUUGCCCCGAAAUUUCCCCAAGGUAAUCGACUCUCUCGAAUUCGGGAUUGUUGAAAUUUGUAGGGAAUAUAGGCUCGAGUACAGUACGUGGGGCGUCGUUCCCGGUAUAAGGAAAGUAGUGGUGUCCCCAGAUUGUGUAUGGACCGAUUUAGAUGAACUUGAGGUUUAUUCCAUUGUAGAGGAAGGGCGAUUAGGUUACUGGAAGUAUGGGGAUGAGAAUUGGACCUAUUUGGAUGAUCAACGUGGCUGUUCUUAUGAUGACAUUAUUGUUUAUGAAGGCAAGGUCUGCGUCGUUGAUUGGUCCGGGAUGGUUUCACUGAUCGAUUCUUCAUUUAGGACUCAAAAGUUGUCGCCAUCAAUUUGCACUAUUGAUGGCGGCAGUGGCAGCAGUGGUGGUAGCAGUGGCAAUUGCAAAUAUUUGGUGGUAUCGAGUGGUGAUCUGUAUGUUGUGGAUAGAUACUUUAGCGGAAAUCGAAGCGGAUACGAGUUUGAUGCUUAUAUGGAGGAUUUUCUAUACCCUGAUAUUGAGGAGACAUUUGAUUUCACAGUCUAUAGAUUGGAUCGGCGAUGUGGGAAAUGGGUGGAGGUAAGAAGCUUGGGCAACAUGGCUUUCUUUCUCAGUAACCACUGUUCGUAUGCGAUAUCUAUGCACGAGCUCGGUGGAUGCAAUGGGAAUUGCAUCUACUUCUUGGAGAACACCGAUUCCCCUUCCUUGAGAGAUAAAGUUAAUGUGUUUAGCUUGGACGAUCGUAGCAUCAAGUGCCUAGUCUUUUCCGACUUCCUAAUGAGUACACGGGGCACCUCCGACUUGACUCGACCGAAAUCGACACCUUCCAGGUCCAAAGAGUUCGUCGAUUAGACCAUGUUAGUCCUGAAUAUAAGAUCUGAAAUAGGUGAAUAUGUAAUUUAUCUGUAUGUGAGGAUGUCUCUGCCCGGCAUCUUGGGGUUUAGCUUUUCCCUUCCCUAGUUUUGUAAUGGCACAUGUGCUUGCUUGAGUGCAUCCAAUCUCAUGUAUACUUUUAUAAUAGAACAGAACAUCAAUAUAAAAAACUUGUGGUGCCUUGUUGAAUGA
Molecule: messenger RNA, 1483 nt
Organism: Rhodamnia argentea
Lineage: Eukaryota; Viridiplantae; Streptophyta; Magnoliopsida; Myrtales; Myrtaceae
Product: putative F-box protein At5g60060
Exons: 1
Coding region: 53-1270 (405 amino acids)
Molecular function (GO): protein binding
Source: RefSeq, a predicted model, not a curated record